AUGAAGUGGGUGACUUUUAUUUCCCUUAUCUUUCUCUUCAGCUCUGCUUAUUCCAGGGGUGUGUUUCGUCGAGAUACACACAAGAGUGAGAUUGCUCAUAGGUUUAAUGAUUUGGGAGAAGACAAUUUCAAAGGCCUGGUGCUGAUUGCCUUUUCUCAGUAUCUUCAGCAGAGCCCGUUUGAUGAGCAUGUAAAAUUAGUGAAUGAAUUAACUGAGUUUGCAAAAACAUGCGUUGCUGAUGAGUCAGCUGCAAAUUGUGACAAGUCACUUCACACUCUCUUUGGAGAUAAACUGUGUGCAGUUGCAUCCCUUCGUGAAACCUAUGGUGAAAUGGCCGACUGCUGUGCGAAACAAGAGCCUGAGAGAAAUGAAUGCUUACUGAAACACAAAGAUGAUAAUCCAGACCUCCCUAAGUUGAAACCAGACCCUGAUACUUUGUGUGCCGAGUUUAAGGAAAACGAACAGAAGUUUUGGGGAAAAUACCUAUAUGAAAUUGCCAGAAGACACCCCUACUUUUAUGCCCCAGAACUCCUUUACUAUGCUCAUCAAUAUAAAGGAGUUUUUGCAGAAUGCUGCCAAGCUGCUGAUAAAGGUGCCUGCCUGAUACCAAAGAUUGAGACCAUGAGAGAAGGAGUACUGGCUUCAUCUGCCAGACAGAGACUCAGGUGUACCAGUAUCCAAAAAUUUGGAGAAAGAGCUCUAAAAGCAUGGUCAGUAGCUCGCCUGAGCCAGAAAUUUCCCAAGGCUGAUUUUGCAGAGGUUUCCAAGAUAGUGACAGAUCUUACGAAAGUCCACAAGGAAUGCUGCCACGGUGACCUGCUUGAAUGUGCAGAUGACAGGGCGGAUCUUGCCAAGUAUAUAUGUGAAAAUCAAGCUGCAAUCUCCACUAAACUGACGAAGUGCUGUGAUAAGUCUCUGUUGGAAAAAUCCCACUGCAUUGCUGAGGUGGAAAAAGAUGAGUUGCCUGAAAACCUGUCCCCAUUAGCUGCUGAUUUUGCUGAAGAUAAGGAAGUUUGCAAAAACUAUAAUGAAGCAAAAGAUGUCUUCCUGGGCACGUUUUUGUAUGAAUAUGCAAGAAGGCAUCCUGAGUACUCUGUCUCAUUGCUGUUGAGAAUUGCCAAGGCAUAUGAAGCCACACUGGAGGAUUGCUGUGCCAAAGAUGAUCCUCCUGCAUGCUAUGCCACAGUGUUUGAGAAACUUCAGCCUCUUGUGGAGGAGCCUCAGAAUUUAAUUAAACAAAACUGUGAACUUUUUGAAAAACUUGGAGAAUAUCAAUUCCAAAAUGCGCUCAUAGUUCGUUACACCAAGAAAGUACCCCAAGUGUCAACUCCAACUCUCGUGGAGGUCUCAAGAAACCUAGGAAGAGUGGGCUCUAAGUGUUGUAAGAAUCCUGAAUCAGAAAGAAUGUCCUGUGCUGAAGACUAUCUGUCCUUGGUCCUGAACCGGUUGUGCGUGUUGCACGAGAAGACACCAGUGAGCGAAAGAGUUACCAAAUGCUGCACGGAGUCCUUGGUGAACAGACGGCCAUGCUUUUCUGCUCUGACAGUCGAUGAAACAUAUGAACCCAAAGCCUUUGAUGAGAAAACAUUCACCUUCCAUGCAGAUUUAUGUACACUUCCCGAGAAUGAGAAACAAAUCAAGAAACAAAUUGCACUUGUUGAGCUGGUAAAACACAAACCCAAGGUAACAGAGGAACAACUGAAAACUGUUAUGGGGAAUUUUGCAGCUUUUGUAGAGAAGUGCUGUGCAGCUGAUGAGAAAGAGGCCUGCUUUGCUGUGGAGGGUCCAAAACUUGUUGUUUCAACUCGAGAAGCCAUAGCCUAA
This is a messenger RNA of Mesoplodon densirostris (Blainville's beaked whale), 1824 nucleotides long. RefSeq names its product albumin (gene ALB). Gene Ontology annotation, biological process: transport. Gene Ontology annotation, cellular component: cytoplasm; blood microparticle. The transcript is spliced from 14 exons. Bases 1 to 1824 code for a protein of 607 amino acids. Lineage: Eukaryota; Metazoa; Chordata; Mammalia; Artiodactyla; Ziphiidae. The record is from RefSeq and is a predicted model, not a curated record.